AUGGGUAGCAAAAAUCAUCGGAGAUUUCAUCUACAUUUAAACUGGAAAAGUCGGAUGGGCAAGGCUGCUUCUGCACCCGGUCCUCACCAAACCACCGAGGUCCACCCCGACGACUCCUACGAAGAAGCAGAACCACUCAAUCCUCUCAUACAGUGCACUGCAGAGUGUGCGGACUCCGACAGCAGUCAUUACGAAUCUUACGGAGAAGAGGAAAUUUCUGGGAAUAAUCGUACAGGCUCUCUUCGAAUGCUGCCCACGGACUCUCCCACACGGCCUCUGCCCCAUCCACGGAUUUGUGGCUUUCUGUGGCGGAAGAAGUGGCUGGGACAGUGGACGAAGCAGUUAUUUCUCAUCAGAGACCAAGUUCUGCUGUGUUAUAAGUGUAUGAAGGACCAGUAUCCCUUGAUGGAGCUCAGCCUGCAGGGAUCCCGUGUCACAUACAAGUUUAAACGCACUAAGAAGAUACAGCAUGAGCUUAAGAUUACCACAGCGAGUAAUGACACUCUGGUGCUUGGCCUGCAGAGUCGUGAGCAGACUGAGGACUGGCGGAAGGUUGUUGAAGAGGUGAGCAGCAUGUCUUCCCGAACUUCAUCAUGGAAUUCACCACAGAUGCCAGGGACAGACAGUAAAUGUGUCGCAAGCAAAUCAGCAUCGAGAGGCAGUCGAGGCUCAGAGCUGGAGAGAUCCCCAGGGGAAAUGCUCACUGACAGCCCAGCCACCCAAGACACAGGUUACCUGAAGGUGCUUGUGAACAGCCACUGGCAGACUUUGCGGUGUCACAUCGAGAAUCAAGUGCUGCUGAUGUAUAAAGAUGUUGGCGGAGCUGGGAAGCUGCACUACUCUGUGGACCUGCAGGGCUGUGAAGUCAGGACGCAGGCUGACACGACCCACAAGUACAGGCUGAUUGUCUCACAACAGCACAAGGAUCUGGCAGUGCUACAGACCAGCUCGCCCGAGGACAGGGAUCGAUGGCUCAGCCUCCUGCAGACAGGAUGUGGAACGGACGCAGAAUCAGCUCACCUGUACGAAGACACUGUCCUGCCAAGGGCAACAGAUGCAGUUCCAAGAGGUGGAAGCCAAGUUAGUGGUUUGCUCCAGCGUCGAAUCACCACUCCCAACACGUACAUGGACGAUCCAUUUGGCCAAGUGUCCAGUCAGAAUGCCCAACAGGAGGGAGGCUCGAGGGCCACACAGCAGACGCAGGGGGUCAAUAUGCCAAGCCAUGAAGUGGCGAACAGAGAAUGCACAACAUUUCAAGAGAGGGAACAUCACAGCAGUACAAACAACAAAAACACAGCAAGAUACAACACUCUGCCAAGCGCAUUUCCUGAAACCAGCUUUUUAAAAUCCUGGAGCGACUUUGAAAUCAAAACAUGUGGAGCUGAAAAGGAGCCUGUUAGAAAUCAAGCAACGCAGACAGACAAGAAAGAUUUCAAAGAGGCAAUGGACUCCCUGUCUGAGAAAAAGGCCCUGCCAAGGUUGGAAGAGAAGAUCCGUCGUCUUGAGCAGGCCGUGUACAGAGCGAAAGAGAGGGUGAAGUCGGGCUCUGAACUUAACCUGCUCUCCCUGAGCAAGACCUUCAAACGGGCAUCCUGUGGGCAAUCUCUGGCUCUGUUUUCCUCAAACUCGGAAGCGGCGGGUCCUGAGGGUCCGAUAGUGAGCCCGAUCUUAAGACGCACAGCCUCAGCCAAAAGCGCUCUGAGAAGGACGCCAUCCAUCACCGUGGUUGAAAAGGGCAGAGUCCUUCAGAAAACAAAGGAAUGGGAAAUGAAGUCUUCAGUCUAAGCAUACAUUAGCAAAAUCGCAUUUCUGCAAAGAACUGUUGUCGUGUGAAUAUGCCCAGUUUGUGGAAACUCGGCACUGUAAAUAUUGGAGUCAGCAUGUGGAUCAUGCAAAGGAAAACAAAAUACUGGAUUCACUUUUGGUCUCUAACACUUAAAGGAAAAAGUAGCUCCAGUCAGGAGCCUGGUUUCCAUUAGAGUCUGCAAACUGUACCAAGGGUGACUUUGUAAUAAGAUGCACAAAAAUGCCACAAUCAGACUGUAAUCUCACUGGAGAGAUGGACUCCAAAAGCCUACAUUAUUAUCACUUUGAUUCCAGAGUGUCUGUCUACUUUUAAUGCAAGCUAAUCUUAUAAAUACAAAAUGAUGUCAUGUUCACUUUGGAAAUGAGGGCAUUUUAACCAUGUUCCCCUCCAACUCCCAAUUAUAUUUUGGUCCCAUCUCCAUUCCCUCCCCACCUCCAAGACAGGCCACUCUGCAACCCAGCAGCAAUAAGACCAUAGCAACUAAUCAUAAAUGUCACCAACCCUCUGGUCAACUUUCACCUACUGGAGGUGACCAACUGAUCCUUUAUUCAAUGCAUAACAAAAAUUUUUAAAGAUCCUGAUGCUGACUGUAGUGAGCAUGAACGUGCUCUUCAAACUUGCCCGUCCUUUGCCAAGUACUUCAUCAAUAAGUCUCUGCCUGUCUGGAGUUAAAAGAAACAAGGCUGAGAUUCCCCACAAAGGGAAAGUUGGUGAUGGCCUGACCUCAGUAUAUCAGGCAAACACUUCUAAGGAUUCUGUGUGAUAACUCACGUGACUGGCAGCCAGUAUACAAUUGGGUCUUUUAGAUAUCAAUCUGCAAAUUGGUGCUCAGGAAGCUCAUUAUAGCCACAUCAGCGGUAGAGAUUUUUACAGUCAUCCUUAUGGACUGGGCUCAAGGGAUGGCAGAUUCAAGCCAGGCUUACCACUGCUGAGUGCCAAUGAGUUACCAAAACUGAGGAAAGAUGCAAGUACCAAGUGACUUCAGGGUUGGUGAUACUGCAGCCUGAAUAACCGACUGACAUUGGCUGAUUUGACUACCGCAUCUACAUAGGAGACUGGGAUGACAGUUCAACACAUUUCAUUGUCCAAGGGACACUUCAGAAGGAGUAAAGAAACUGGUUUCACCAAUAAUUAAAACAUGUAUUUAUCAUAUUGGAGCAAAAUGACAGUUUGAAUUUCACUGAACAGCACCAACACUCAUGAAAUUAUCAAAAUUGUACAUCAGAUUCUUGUCUAUGUAUUACAUUUGUUUAUAAAAUUGUACAUGGUACCAUU
This is a messenger RNA of Rhincodon typus (whale shark), 3082 nucleotides long. Its product is annotated as actin filament-associated protein 1-like. The record is from RefSeq and is a predicted model, not a curated record. Gene Ontology annotation, molecular function: SH2 domain binding; SH3 domain binding. Gene Ontology annotation, biological process: positive regulation of DNA-templated transcription; positive regulation of interleukin-8 production; regulation of mitotic cell cycle. Lineage: Eukaryota; Metazoa; Chordata; Chondrichthyes; Orectolobiformes; Rhincodontidae. The coding region runs from base 1 to 1785 and encodes 594 amino acids. The transcript has 14 exons. Gene Ontology annotation, cellular component: cytosol.